UCCGGAAGUCCGUAAUGUUGACAAACCACAUCGCAUCACAUCGCAUGUCGCAGAGUUGUUGUUGUGAAGAGAAGUGGUGUGGAUUGACUUUGCUCUAGCGAAAAUGUCGUUUAUUUUGGGUCCCUACGAUAACAGGGACGAUGGGGACACGGGGACCAAUCAUCAAGACUGCCCCGGGGAAGAUGAACUCUUCGCCUUCGGCUACGCCUGCAAGUUGUUCCGAGACGACGAUAAAGCUUUGCUGGAGAGCUCUGGACAGCUACUGAUCCCCUGGAUGGGGGACGGCUCUCUAAUGAUCGACAGGUACGACCUUCGGAACCGUCUGGAGGACAAGAAUCAGUUUGGACUGAAGCCGAUCCUGCCUCGCCGGAGGACGCAGGAGGAAGAUGACCUGGAGGAGAUGUUGGACAAGGACAGAUACUUCUCACUGGGGAUUGAUGUUCUUGAACACCAGCUCCUGGAAGAAGAGUCCAGGAAGAGACGGAGCGAGCAGCGAGGUGGGUACCAGGCCGUCGGUUUCGCCUACAAGGAGAGCGCAGUUGCACCACCGAAUCACGCAGUGACGAGCUCUCUCCCUCUGCGCCGUGCAGAGCACCCACCGACCUCAACUGUCGACGUGGCCGAGACUGAGGCCGAGCGGUUCCUCCCUCCCGUGGGUCUAGACAUACCUGGACACAUACAACAGGUCGCUUGUGUUCUGAAAAUGGCACAUGAUUUGCAGAUGGCUCCUUCCCUGGACACGGAGCAGGGAGGGGCAUGGCAGCCCGUCGACCCCACCCACUACCCCCAACCCUCUCUCGAGAGUCAGCAGUACUCGACAGAGAUGGCUACUGAUGGAGAGCAGCACUACCCUGAGUACAACCCCACCAAUGAAGGGUGUUCCCUGCAUCCUCAGCCGUCCGACUUUGCCAGCCAGAGUAACCUGGAGGCUUACUACCUCAGAUUACGUGCGGAUCACCUGCAGAGCAAGAUGGCUCCUGUUGCCAGCGCUACUGUCACCUUCACCCCGCCGCCCGGCCGUCGCGACCCUGGCCCCCCACCCCCUCCCCCCGACCUGCAACCAAUCAUCGACAAAACUGCCGAAUACGUGGCCAGAAACAGCGAAGGUUUCGAACGGACCGUUCUCGAGAGGCACUGCGGGGACCCAAAAUUCGGUUUCCUGAACCCCUGGGACCAGUACUACCCUUACUACAAGUUCCGGCUGCACAUGAACAAGGAGAAGGCAGCAGAGGAGGCUCUGGCAGCCAUGAAAUCGAACCGCCGACAGAGAGGAGAGGCGCAGUGGGGGAAACAGGUCCAGAAACUCAGUCACAUCGGAUCCGUUUCGUUCAAACUGACGCCAAAAAAGAAGCGGACUGUAUUGGAAACGGGAGUUGUUGAUCUUGGACCGCCUGCUGAAGACGAGGAAGAGGAAGAAGAGGAAGGGGAUAACCCUGUGAUUAUGCAGCAGGAAGGAAUUCAGAACGUGUAUGUAGGUGGUAGGGGAGGAGAGGAGGACGAUCUGUAUGGCGCUGAUGGCGGUGCCUACCAGACAGUGGUUCAGAUGUAUUAUGGAUCAGGCCAUGCUCACUACACCUCAGAAGGAAUGGCGUACAGUGGAAAUGGAGAGUUGGUGGAGGAAGGAGAGGGGGCACCACCAACCAAACGUGCCAAGAAAAACGCCGACAUUGCUGUUAUGGACAACAAGGUUCAGGAAUUCCUAAGUCAAGUAAAAGCUGUAUUGGACACCUAG
This is a messenger RNA of Geodia barretti, 1732 nucleotides long. NCBI's taxonomy places the organism in Eukaryota, Metazoa, Porifera, Demospongiae, Tetractinellida, Geodiidae. The record is from the annotation of a GenBank genome assembly.